Drosophila kikkawai is the source of this 586-nucleotide messenger RNA. RefSeq lists its product as uncharacterized. The record is from RefSeq and is a predicted model, not a curated record. NCBI's taxonomy places the organism in Eukaryota, Metazoa, Arthropoda, Insecta, Diptera, Drosophilidae. Gene Ontology annotation, biological process: negative regulation of biosynthetic process.
GUGGAUUUGCCAGAAUAAGAGCCAACUUUAAAAGCCAGAAAAAAAGAAGCAAACAACCAACGAACUCUACUCCUAAUUGUAUAAUUUUGUGUAUGUGCUAGUGACUGUGUGUGCGUGAGGGGCUACCAAGUGAGUCCCAGAAGACAAACGAACUAUGAGUGAGGGCGUGACCGGGCUGAAGGAGUCUCUGAAUCUCAACAGCGAUCUACCGCCGGCCGUGUCCACGUCAUCGACUGGUUCCCUGAACGCUGCCACCGCUGCUGCUGCUGCCGCCUCUGCCGCUGCCACUUGUCAGGCCAAUGUGGUGACCAUUCCAGUGCCCAUACUGCAGUCGGAGGGUAACUUUGCCUACAUCACCGUCAAGGGAUCCCUUCACGAUUACACCUGUACCGUUUUUGGACUAAACCAGGCCGAAGUUCAGGCUCUAUCAAAGCGCUUCGAGAGCGGCGUCAAGGCGUGCGUGAAUGGUAUUAUGGUGGCAGUGUCGCCGAUGGUUAUGCUAAACACUUUGGCCCAGUUGAGCUAUAAGGUUGUCUGCAGUUGUGGCGAGGCCGAGAUCUGUUGGACUAUGCAGCGUGAGGUGUAA